UGAAGUCUGCCAUUUGUGAUGACAGGAACAAGAUACCCCCAGUACACACUGACUGCUGUCAACUCUCCAAUGAACACUCUAUGGAAUAUCUCUUACAAAUCCAAGUGGAGGAAAAAGAAGAUGAUACUGAGGAAAGCUCGAGUGAAGAGGAAGAGGAGGAGGAAGAUAAACUACCCCGAAGAGAGAGCUUGAGACCAAAAAGGAAACGAACCAGAGAUGUUAUCAAUGAGGAGGACCCAGAACCUGAACCAGAAGAUGAAGAAACAAGAAAGGCAAGAGAAAAAGAGAGGAGGAGGAGGUUAAAGAGAGGAGCAGAAGAAGAAGAAGAAAUUGAUGAAGAGGAAUUGGAAAGAUUGAAGGCAGAGUUAGAUGAGAAAAGACAACUAAUUGCUUCUGUCAAAUGUAAACCUUGGAAGAUGGAGAAGAAAAUUGAAGUUCUCAAGGAAGCAAAAAAAUUUGUGAGCGAAAAUGAAGGGGCUCUCGGGAAAGGAAAAGGAAAACGAUGGUUUGCAUUUAAGAUGAUGAUGGCCAAGAAAUGGGUAAAAUUCCUCCGUGAUUUUGAGAACUUCAAAGCUGCCUGUGUCCCAUGGGAAAACAAAAUCAAGGCGAUUGAAAGUCAGUUCGGCUCCUCCGUGGCCUCGUACUUCCUCUUCUUGAGAUGGAUGUAUGGAGUGAACAUGGUUCUUUUCAUCCUGACAUUCAGCCUCAUCAUGUUGCCAGAGUAUCUCUGGGGUUUGCCCUACGGCAGUUUACCCAGAAAAACAGUCCCCAGAGCUGAAGAGGCAUCUGCAGCGAACUUCGGCGUGUUGUAUGAUUUCAACGGCUUGGCACAAUAUUCGGUCCUCUUUUAUGGCUACUAUGACAAUAAAAGAACAAUCGGAUGGAUGAAUUUCAGGUUGCCGCUCUCCUAUUUUCUGGUGGGGAUUAUGUGCAUUGGAUACAGCUUUCUGGUUGUCCUCAGAGCGAUGACCAAAAACAUCGGGGACGAUGGAGGUGGUGACGACAACACGUUCAACUUCAGCUGGAAGAUGUUCACCAGCUGGGACUACCUGAUUGGCAAUCCCGAAACAGCAGACAACAAAUUCAAUUCUAUCACCAUGAACUUUAAGGAAGCUAUAAUAGAAGAAAGAGCAGCCCAAGUAGAAGAAAAUGUCCACUUGAUCAGAUUCCUGAGGUUUCUUGCUAACUUCUUCGUGUUCCUAACACUUGGUGGGAGUGGAUACCUCAUCUUUUGGGCAGUGAAGCGAUCCCAGGAAUUUGCACAGCAGGAUCCUGACACCCUUGGGUGGUGGGAAAAAAAUGAAAUGAACAUGGUGAUGUCCCUCCUGGGGAUGUUCUGCCCAACACUGUUUGACUUGUUUGCUGAGCUGGAAGACUACCAUCCUCUCAUUGCUUUGAAAUGGCUACUGGUGCGCAUUUUUGCUCUUCUCUUAGGCAACUUGUAUGUCUUUAUUCUUGCCUUGAUGGAUGAGAUUAACAAUAAGAUUGAAGAGGAGAAGCUAGUAAAGGCCAAUAUUACCCUGUGGGAAGCCAACAUGAUCAAGGCUCACAAUGCAUCGCUCCCUGGAAAUAGCACUGGGGCACCUUUCUUUGUUCACCCUGCAGAUGUGCCUCGAGGACCCUGCUGGGAAACAAUGGUGGGACAGGAAUUUGUGCGGCUGACGGUCUCUGAUGUUCUGACCACCUACGUCACAAUCCUCAUUGGAGACUUUCUCAGAGCAUGUUUUGUGAGGUUUUGCAAUUACUGCUGGUGCUGGGAUUUGGAAUAUGGAUAUCCUUCGUACACUGAAUUUGACAUCAGCGGCAACGUCCUCGCUCUGAUCUUCAACCAAGGCAUGAUCUGGAUGGGCUCCUUCUUUGCUCCCAGCCUCCCCGGCAUCAAUAUCCUCCGACUCCACACAUCCAUGUACUUCCAGUGCUGGGCCGUGAUGUGCUGCAACGUUCCUGAGGCCCGCGUCUUCAAAGCUUCCAGAUCAAACAACUUCUACCUGGGCAUGCUCCUGCUCAUCCUUUUCCUGUCCACCAUGCCAGUCUUAUACAUGAUCGUGUCCCUCCCGCCGUCCUUUGACUGUGGCCCCUUCAGUGGCAAAAAUAGAAUGUUUGAAGUCAUAGGAGAGACGCUGGAGCACGAUUUCCCGAGCUGGAUGGCGAAGGUCCUGAGGCAGCUUUCUAACCCCGGGCUGGUCAUUGCUGUCGUCUUGGUCAUGGCUUUGACCAUUUAUUAUCUCAACGCUACAGCCAAGGGCCAGAAGGCAGCAAAUCUGGAUCUAAAAAAGAAGAUGAAACUGCAAGCUUUGGAGAACAAAAUGCGAAACAAGAAAAUGGCAGCUGCACGAGCAGCUGCAGCUGCUGGUGGCCAGUAACUUUCAUAGGCAUCCUGGGGCCCAGAAGUACUCUCCGCCUUGCUGUUGAAAAGUUAUGUAUUACGCCACAGACGAGAACAAGUGUUGUAAAUAACGGAUGGAUUAUCAAGGUCAUGCUAUCAAUCAAGGCAUUGUCAAUCCUACUUGGACAAGAAAAGUCUUUGUUUUAUUGCAAAUUAAGAAUUUGUUUCUUCGCCACCACUUUAUCCCCUGCUCUAUGUCCUUGACAUUUGUCCUAGAGUUUAAAAAUGAGUGUGUUCCAGCAGUAUAGGUUCCUGGUUUAGGUGGUAGGUUAAUUUAAAAGCCAUUUACUCUGACUCCAUUGUUUCUCUCACUUUAGUUUUCUUGAACUGGUAGCAGGAAUAUUUUGCCCUCUUUUUCCCUCUAAUUUCAGAAAUACCUGCAUAAAGUACUCAAGGUAAUCUUUACCUAACUCACUUUUUUGAAACUAACAUUAAAUUUUCUCUUUUUUUCUACCUAUCUGCCCAUCUAUGUUCCUCCCCAAAAAUAUACACUCAAAAUCUUUGUAGUUUCUGCUGGAUUCAGUAUAAUAUACAAAAAUUCCCAGGUGAAUUGGGGCUUGAUUGGCACUGGAUUGAAGCUCUCCCAGCUUCUGAGGUACAUGGGUCUUAAACAAUUCAACUUUUUAUAAAUUAAAAGCAAAAAAAAAAAAAAAGACACUACAAGUAACUGCUGUUCCAUCGCAGAAUGCUCAUUCAACUUCUGGUGAUUAUUUCCUCUGUGUUUAGUUUAUAAUAGUCUGUAUUUUUUUUUUCUUUUUGCUUUUUUUGUUAAGGUUAGGAAAACACACUUUUAUUGGGGACAUUAGUUUAUGGAUGUGUUUAAGCAUUAUUAUUUACUUAAAGUCUGAAUCAGCUUUGAAUAGUAACGCUCAGUGCCCCACUAACCUUGCUGUGUGAUUACAGUUGCAUCCCCUGACUCACAGUGACCCUUCUAGAGCUAAGCCAAUGUGCCUGCCAUUCCCGCCAAUUGACUUGCGACUUGCUGGCUUUUGUUAUCCUGCUUUUGAGUUUCUCCUUUUCAGUUUUCUACUGGCUGUAGAAUGACCUCAUUGUUCCCUUACGAAGUCUAAGCUUAAUUCCUCUGAUCACCUUUUCCAGGUCAGCUUCCAUUCUUAAUCAUAUUAUUCCCUUGAUAGGCUUCCUUGGGCUCUUAUACAGAGACUUCCUCGGGCUCUUCAAUACAGAGUCUUUUACUUAUGUUGAUUUUCAUAUGAUUUGUAAUGGUCCUUUAUUGUUCCUUGAAUGCAUGGAUGAUCUUCACUAUCCAGACUGUAAGCUUCCUAUGAGCAGGAAUCGUAUAUUCUGACUCUUUUGUAUGCCUAGUAGAGUGCUGUGCACAGGUGGGCACUGAAUAAAUGCUUGUUAAUUAAAUUGAAUCAAUUUAACUUAUAGCAGCUGUGUUAUGAAAC
This is a messenger RNA of Nycticebus coucang (slow loris), 3795 nucleotides long. RefSeq names its product transmembrane channel like 1 (gene TMC1). Bases 81 to 2363 code for a protein of 760 amino acids. Gene Ontology annotation, molecular function: mechanosensitive monoatomic ion channel activity. The record is from RefSeq and is a predicted model, not a curated record. Gene Ontology annotation, cellular component: plasma membrane. Lineage: Eukaryota; Metazoa; Chordata; Mammalia; Primates; Lorisidae. The transcript has 20 exons. Gene Ontology annotation, biological process: detection of mechanical stimulus involved in sensory perception of sound; vestibular reflex.